AACUCAUUGGCUGCUCCGUCUUAAAGCUGCUGUAAACCAGUCAACAUGGCAGUGAAUAUCUCACCAAAAUAUGAAAACAUCAAAUCCAAAGUUCAGAUCUUUCCAGGAUCUCCUUCUGUCCACCGGCUGAAACCAGAAGCAAAGAACAUCGGCUCUAUCAGAAAACUGACUCUCGGUGAAAAAGAUCCGACCAAGAUAAACAAAACCAUCUUGCUCGUGGGGGAAACAGGCGCAGGAAAAUCAACUCUGAUCAACGCUCUGAUUAACUACGCCAUGGGGGUGAAGUUUGAGGACGAUGUCUGUUUUCAGAUCGUACAGGAAGAGAAGAAGAGUCAAACAGAAAGUCAGACUUCAGACGUGAUCAUGUACGAGGUCUUCGGUCUUGAAGAUAAAACUCUGCCCUUCUCUCUGACCAUCAUCGAUACUCCCGGGUUCGGAGAUACCGAAGGGAGUGGAGAUGUCAUCGUCAGUGAAAGAUUACUGGACUUGUUCCGCUCCAGGGAUGGAGUCCAUGAGAUCGAUGCAGUGUGUCUGGUGCUGAAAGCGAGUGACAAUCGACUGAGUGACCGACUGAGGUACGUCUUUGACUCAGUGUUGUCUCUGUUUGGAAAAGACAUAGAGAAUAACAUCGUGGCCCUCAUCACUCACUCAGAUUUUCUGACACCUGAAAAUGUUCUACAAGCUCUGAAAGAUGCAAAUAUUAGGUGUGCAAAAGACGAGAGGGAUCGGCCUGUUCAUUUCAUGUUUAAUAACAACCAGAAAACAGAGAGAAAUAAGAGAAAUGAUCACGCUCUAAAGAAUUCUUGGGAAUCAACAACAGAAGAAAUUGAUCAAUUUUCAGAUUUCCUGAAAAAUACCAAACCUCAGAACCUGAUCACAACCGUUGAAGUGCUGAAUUCACGCAUCAGACUGACAGCCUGCAUCCACAACAUACAGGAGAGGCUUCAGUUCAUUGACGGGAAACAGAGAGAGAUGAAACAGACUCAGGACGCUCUGAAGAAACACGAAGAAGACAUGAAGAAAAACGAGGACUUCAAAAUAGAAGUUGAUGAAGUCUAUAAAUGUAAAGUACCUAUCGAUGAGAGCAGAUGGUGGGCGUUAGGUUUGAACUAUGGGGGAGCUGUCUGCUGUGAAGUCUGUAAGGAGAACUGUCACUAUCCAUGCACCGUGGCCGUGAAUCCAAGUUUUUGUGAGGUCAUGCAAUACAAAUGCACAACAUGCAACAAAACAUGCAGUGUAUCAGGCCACAGGAAUGAGCUCUACUGCACCGUGUGUACUUGGAAAUGUCAUGAAUCCAAACACGUGAAGAAAAAACAAUGCACUAAAUGUGAUGAUGAGUGCAGAGUUCCAAGUCAUCUGAAAACACACUGGAAAUAUGUGAGCAAGACAAGGACAGUUAAGAAGACCAAACGUCAGAUGAAAGAGAUCUAUGAGAAGGGUAGAGAAGACACUGAGAAGUCAGCAAGCCUCUUGGAAACUCUCCAGAAGACCAUGAGAGACCUGCAGAACGAAAAAGAUCAGUUGCUGGAAGAGUCUUUCCAACAUGUCGUCAGACUGGAUGAGAUCGCCCUGAAGGUGGUUUCCCUGGCCACUCUGGUACACCUGGACUUCCUGAUCGGCAUGAUGAACGAGAAGGGAGACACACAGAGGGUCAAGAAACUGGAGGAGAUGAAAAGCAAAAUGGAUGAACAUAAACGAUUCAAGUCUCUGCUGCGCUUCUGGCAUUUUAAAACAGCAGCAUUUGGUAAACCAGCCGGGGAGAACGUCAAACAGGAAGUAUGGGUGAAGAAAACAAGCCCCCACUGUUGAUCCAUCUACAGUGGGAUGUUGGUAUCAUCACUUCAUAGGGAAAUUCAAAUUGUAAGUGGGUAAUGGUUAGGGUCAAAAGAAAUGACCAACAUGAAUAUAACUCUUCCUUAAAGACACACAAAAACAGCCAAGUGGCGUUGAACUGAGAAAUAAUGGACGUGGAUCCAGGUUUGAACGUUCGUGGAACUCCAGACGAACACAGACCCUCAGUUGUGCUCUGGUUUAAAGUGAGUGAGGAACCCCUCCUGCUGUUGAAUGCCAGGUACAACAGCACCCUCCCUCCAAUAUACGGACUUUAUAAUUGCACUGAUCUUGACUACCAUGAGUAGUGUUGUGACCAAUGGAGACAGAGAGGACAAGAGGAACAUUCUCAUCUCUACUGUGGACAAUUCUUUUCAAAUAAGCCCUAAGCCCACAGAGAUUACAAAUAUUGCCCUUUUUCUUGUUGAUCCUGAAAAUGUCAGAAAUGGACUCUUCAAUAACCCCCAAAACGCUCCAAAAUUGUUCAAAUCAGCCAUUGUGGCAUUAAUGCUAUUGAAUGCCUCUUAUGCUAACUGUGCAAAUUGUCCAACAUGUGUGAGUUAUGAUUCCACAGUUUCUAUGUCUGGAGACCCCUACUAUACAUUUCUAACAUAGAACUCUGGGGUACUACAACAGGACUCUAUGAGCUGGCAAUGUAUGUGAAGGGAAGUAUAUUGUGUUGCGUUUUUGGAGGAGCCUUCCGAUGUACAUGACCUAAACUGAGCUGUCGUUGUCCAUAAACCCUUCAAUGUUUGGAUUGACAGUCCUGCAGGAAGACUGAGCAGCUGCUGUCCUCAGAGGCUUUUUACAGAUGCAACCUUUAACCGUCAUGUUGCUGUAAGAGACGUAAUCAUUUCUGCGUAUAUUCUGAUGUUAUAUGAGAACCUGCAGCUUAGAUUCUUCCAAAUCACACUCAUCAUAUAAAAGAGACGAGGCUUUCUGCUGGAAAGUAGUGAAAGCAAAGCCUCCAGUUGGAGUUUAUUUUAGGCAGUUUGCAUCUUUAACUUUUUAGAUGUUCAUCAUUGAUUGCUUUAUUUUGAGACUUCAUGAUUAGGUUCAUUUUUUGCUUCAUAAUUGAAUCGUUUUUGCAUUCAAUGCCGAUGCUUUGUAACCGUAGAUGAUGAUUUUUUAAAUCACAACCUAAAAUAGUGUAUAUCAGAAAGGUGUCAGUGACAGAUUUGUCAGAAAAGCCUCCUGUUUUUUUAGAUUUGUACUCAGGUGGUUUGCAUUCAUAGCUUUUUAGAUGUUCAUCAUUGAUUGCUUUAUUUUGAGACUUGAGUAUCAGCAGUUUAGUUCAGAUUUGUUCUGCUUCAUCCUUUAAUCAUCACCGUAUAUCAAUCAAAUAAAUAACAGCAAGUAGA
Messenger RNA from Eleginops maclovinus (Patagonian blennie), 3191 nucleotides. RefSeq lists its product as uncharacterized. The record is from RefSeq and is a predicted model, not a curated record. Gene Ontology annotation, molecular function: GTP binding. Lineage: Eukaryota; Metazoa; Chordata; Actinopteri; Perciformes; Eleginopidae.